AGAUCACCUUAUUUUAACUAGUCUGUACAUUACUAACAAAGCUAUUAUAAUUAUGUUGCAAUAAAUGUCAUGUAUUUGUUUAAAAAAUACCUUCAUAAGUAAAACACACAGGGAAUACUAUGAAUUGAGAACAAUAACUACAAUGCACCAUUACCAAGUAGGCUAUAAAAUAAUAUUUAUCUGAUACUUAUGUGUGAAGUGCUGCAUGUAUUAGUAGUUACUCGUUAUAUUUUUAGAUAAGUUCUCCACACUGACUGAUGACGAGGUGUUCGUGUUGUUCUGUUUUCUGUGCUCUGACUCCGGUCCUCCUGACUUCACUGACACAGAGUGGCUGGACAUGCUUAAUGAGAUACGACAGGGAGUGUACCAUAAUAGGAAUCCUGUAACACGUGAAGAGGCACAGCAGACUCUGGACAGACUGAAGUCACGUGAUUACCUUUGGGAAGAUCAGGACAAGAUAACGAAGGACAUAAAGGAUGAGACAAUGUAUAGGAUAGCAUCAAUAAACAGUUUUAUACAAUUCCUUUGCAGUAGUUAUGACACAGCCAGUGUGUACCUGAGAUCAGGGAGAUACAACAGAGAACCUGGAGAGAAGUGUGUCACUAGUCCUCUCUGUGAUGACUUACUGAUACUCCGUCUACAGAUGAACAUACUGACUCACGUCACCAUGGAGGACACGAGUAUAUAUGAUGAGAUACACCAGAUAUUAAAUAUCCCAGAAAAUAAAAUGAAGAGCAGUAAAGAUGGACUAGAAGAAUUUCUAACGGAUCUAAGAAGAGAAGGGGAGGCUGUACAUUACAGAGGAAGAUCACAGGACAGUGUAGAUCACCUGACAUGGCUCUGGAGACACGGGAGACCAAGACCUGACAUCGUGAGAUCCUGUAUAGGUCUACAUCCACACAACGACAUUUACAUCAUCGACAACAAAACCUAUAGAAAACCAAGUAAAAUCCAUAGCUAUGAGCCGGAAGUCAGAUGUCAACUUUAUUGUUUACUUAUGUCUGAUAAAUAUCGGAUUAGUGUCGUUGAACAAUCACACAGAAUCACAAAGGACAAAAUCAGACAGAGGUAUUUCCCUGAUAUUACUGAUGACGACUUGGUAGAUCUUCCUGAUGAAAUUACAGAAACACGUGACGAUGUGAUAACCUUUAUAUCAGAUUACAUCCGACAUGACGUCAUGUACGCCUUUGUUACGGAGUGUCUGGUAAAGGACAGUGAUCUGGAGUUUUUCCUGACCACGGCGUCACGUGACGUGAUAUCAGAAUACUGCCGGUCCUGGGAGUAUGAGAGGAGUGAGGGAGAGAGAUGUCUGUAUGUACCGGACAGACCGGAGAAGAUGUACGAGCUCUUCAUAGGCAGUCUACAGUUGGACAUCAUCUCAAACUGUACCAUGUCUGACGAGGGCAUCCAUAACAGGAUCAUUCACCGUUUAGGAGUCCCAGGAGAAAUACUAAAAUGGGACCAGGAGGCCAGAGAGCGGUAUGUGGAGUAUGCUAAGAGAGGAACACAGACAGUCCACCACGCCCGGGGGAUGAUUGUAGGAUGUGCUGGGGCGGGGAAAAGCACUCUACUUAAACGUCUUCUCAGAUGUAGUGAAGAAGAGAUUAAGGAAGUAAAAUCUACUGAGGGAUUGGAGGUGCAUGAGGAAAUAUUUCAUAUAUGUGAUCAAACAAAAUCACUAAAAGGAAGAGCCCGGGUUAGAGAUAUUUUUGAGAAGAGUGAACAAAAGAGGAGUGAACCCUCAGUUAAGACACUAACGUUCUUUGACUUUGGAGGACAGUGUGCUUACUAUGCUUGUCAUCAGAUUUACCUGACCAGGAGAGCCUUUUAUAUUGUGGUUGUAGACGCCUCUAAAGACCUUGACAAGGUGGUAGAUAAGAAGGUGUGUGACCAGAUGGACACCGUGUUCUCUGGAUGGACAUACAAAGAGUAUUUUGUAUUUUGGUUGAAAUCUAUCCACACCUAUUGUUCAUCUGUAAAACAUGGAAGUGAAGAUAAGGUAGAAGUACUAAUUGUAGCAACGCACUGGGAUGAAUCAGUAUACAAGAACAAAGAUUUCCUUUUGCAAUCUUUAUACAACGCAUUGCCAAACGAUUCUGAUACCACCCAAUAUAUAAGAGAAGACAGAUGUUUCCUAACACACUUUCCACCCACUCAACCCUUGACUGAUCUGGAGAAAUGCAUCGUAGAUAUCACAUUAAGGUCUAGGUGGAGCGAGAAAAUUCCACACGAAUGGGUUUUCCUUAAUGAUGAAAUCAAUGAAAAUGAAAAUCAGCCGAUAUUACAAUUUAAAGAGCUGCAUAAAAGGUUGCCCGUCAAACAUCUUGACAAAAGGAAAAAUGCUGUUGACAUGCUUCGAUACUAUCAUGAUGCUGGAAAAUGUCUCUUCUUUAACGAGGAUGGUCUUCAAAAAUCAGUAAUCCUAGAUGUCCAAUGGUUUAUAAACGCAUUCAAAACCAUCAUUACAGACAAGUUACACGUGAAAGGGAUACAUGCAAGUAAAAUAGACUGGAAGGAAUAUUACGAAACAGGAAAUCUGAAAGAUACACUUUUAGAAGGAAUCUGGGAACUAGAGGAUAUGAAAUCACAGGUAUUAGGAAGAAGCGGUGAAAUUAGAAGAAACGGUGGACAUUAUUUGGAUCACAAGACAACCUUGCUUAUGUAUAUGAUGAGGCUAGGAUUGAUAGCCGUCGGAAUGGAAUGUCAUUAUGUGCCUUCUAUGAAUAAAAAGAAAUUCGAUAAAGCACAGAAAGAGUUUAUCCAAUCUUCUGAGUCAAAAACUCCGGUUUUGGUGUUCCUAUUUGACUUCCUGCCUUUUUUUUUAUAUUACCGCCUUGUUGUGACAUUAAUGCAAAUAGAAGAUUUGGAGGUCCUUAAAAGUAAAGGAACAACAUGUCUGUACAAAAACACAGCAAUGUAUAACUACAGGGAUCAUUAUCUGGUAGUUGCUGUUACAUGUAACUCUAUCCAGCUUCAAAUUUUGCACUCUGAAGCAGACGGGUGUUUGGAAAAAGAAAUCACAGUAGCAAUACGACAAGGCAUCGACGCAAUUUUGAAGGAUAUCACAAAUACGUUUCACAAACAUCUUUCGUAUACAGUAGGAUUUACUUGCCUUGAAAAAAAGAAUCAGAUUAUUGGUAUAGAAAUCGAUGAUAAUUUUAUUGAGGAGAAAAAGUUGAGGACAGGUGCCUCAAUGAAUUGUCCUCUGCACCAGUUAGAUGACCGCCAUAAAAUCAAUCCUGAUUUUUUGACGGAGUUUUGGAGGUAACUUAUAAAUUCCGAAGAUAGGUCUGAUACUUUUCUUGGAUCCAUUGCCUUAAAAAUAGUUAUACAUGUAGUUUGCAAUGUAUUUUUUAACUACCGGAAAAAUAGGUUAUUGUCCAUUUGGAUGGAUCGACCAACAUGCCAUUUAAAAAUUUUGACAACGUAUUUUUAUUAUAAAACUAAUAUAUUGGGGUGGUAUAGCACUGCAAUGAAAUUUAAACUCCAGUGUAAAAAAUAUGUGUGAGAAUUGUUUGUGAUAACUUUUAAUUCAUUUUUUUUUUGUA
This is a messenger RNA of Saccostrea cuccullata (small rock oyster), 3548 nucleotides long. RefSeq lists its product as uncharacterized. The transcript has 7 exons. NCBI's taxonomy places the organism in Eukaryota, Metazoa, Mollusca, Bivalvia, Ostreida, Ostreidae. Bases 338 to 3268 code for a protein of 976 amino acids. The record is from RefSeq and is a predicted model, not a curated record.